CAGACGUCUGCCACAUACCGGCUUGUGUGGAAAAGUCUCUCGUCAUCCCCCUUUUUUCCCUCUAGCAGCACGCUGUGUCUAUUUUUUCGCGAAAAGAAAAUGUGAAGAAAAUCUUUGUGAUUUGGUGUUGCACAGCAUGAUGCUUGUGGUGGUGUGAAAGCUCAACGAAAGUCCUUUUUUAGCACAACUAUUUGUUAUAGGAGUAUACGAAAUUCGUGGUAUCCCCCUGUGAGGUGGGGGCAAUUAUUCAAUAUAGUGCCCUCCUUUUGUCACGAUAGACAAUGGAUGUUGUGGAUAUUUUGCUAUUUUGCUUCAUAUCAUGCGUCAUUGGUGCCGUCCUGAUGCUCCUGGGGCAGUACUAUGUCUUUGUGAGAUUCAUUGAGACACCCAAUGAGACUGAAGAAUCCACAUCCAUCACGCAAAAAUUUGAGCUUCCAGACAGUGUCCUUUCGAGUAUUAAAUCAUCAGAGUCUGAGAGUAAAAAUCCAAUAGUGGCCAUUAAUUUAGUGCUACAGUUUCUCUUCUACGAGCUACGACACUCAAAUCGCGUGCGAAAAUGGUUCUAUCGGAAGUUAUCUCUGGAACUCGACGAGUUGCUCACAAAAUCCACCACAGGACGGCUCUUCGAUAAGCUCACAAUUAGGGAACUUGAGCUCGGCGGACAGUUUCCCGACAUUAAGAGCCUCCGCGUGAAUAAUGUUGAGCUCCACGAUGCUGAGGGGUACAUUGAGAAUCUCGAUGUGAUGCUGGAUCUAUCCUAUCGCGGGAACUUCAGACUCUCCAUUGAUGCGGACAUGGUGCUGGGCAAAAAGGGAUUCCUAUCUGUUCGUGUUAAGCACAUAGCGGGGCUGGCACGGCUACAAUUCACAAGGAAACCCUACACCCAUUGGUCCCUAAGCUUUGUGGGUGAUCCACAAGUUGAUUUGGGAAUUGAAUCCCAAUUCCAGGGUAGGCAGAUGCAAUCAAAUGUAACGAGUUUCAUCUCAAAUCAAAUUAGAAAAGCAAUUCGCUCAAAACACACACUUCCCAGCUACAAAUUGAGGUACAAACCAUUUUUCCAGAAGAUCGACGAUGAUCUCGACGCAUCAGACACUAUUCCAGAAGGCACCCUUACGGUGAAUAUAUGCGAAGUAUCCCGCUUGAAUGUUCCCACGCAGAUCACAUCGAUUUUCUGCUCUCUAACUCUGGCUUCUAUGCCCUGGGCGGAGGCUAGGCAGCAAGAUGAACGCACCAUAAUUCUAUCUCUCGAUGUUGAAAUUCACAAAGCAAAGAAUCAACAAAUUGGCAUAUCGUUCAAGCAAAUCGAAAAUGCUGUAAUGAUCGAUGCCAUAAUCCCCAAUACCCCAGCAGCGAAGGCUAAUCUGAAGAAGAGGGACAUCCUCAUUUCGAUUGAGGGGAAGAAAGUCAAUCAUCUCACGCAUGUUUCGAAGAUCCUCAAAGGGAUCAAUCGACCGAUGUUUCUGCUGAGAAUUCAACGAAGUGCCCAGGGGGUGAUUAAGAAUGAUGCAGUGCAGGAGGAAUUUGAGAUAAUUGAGAGCAUUGACGAUGGCAACAUCAGCUUCAGCAAAGCCAGUGAUUCCGUGCAAAUUGGCACGAAGAUCACGCGAAUGAAUUCCCUGGAGCGCAAUUCGAGUGACUCAAGCGUUUCCAAUACACCAACGAAUACCCCAAGGAAGAGUGGCUCAUCGGGUAAUCCACUUCUUCGAUCCAAAUCUCGCAGCGUCAGUGUGGAGAAUGAGCCGAAAUCACCGUCAAAAAUUCCAAAUCCCGAAAUAUUUCAGCAGCAAACAACCACUGAAUGCCCCUUUAAUUCAUUCAUGCGAAUGGAGCAAGUUUGCACAUUUAAUUUGAAAGAAAAUUUAGUCUAUUUGAAUUUAAAUGUCUUCGGACAGACCAAGGAUGAGACGAUUUUUCUUGGCUAUCACAAUAUCUUUGUCCCCAGUAUUCUCAGUGAAUGCAAUGAAUCAACAAUGGGGCACUAUCUCAAAAGAUUCAACCUCACAGCACCAGAAGCUCCCAAUUUGGUAACGCAUCCCCUAUCUUCUCAAUCUGGCUUUGAAUCUCGCCUCUGCUAUGGGGAUGUUCUCAUUUCCUUUGCUUGGAGUGAUUUUAGUGCAUCGCCCGCGAGCACGUCGCAACCAACUGAUGCUAAAAGAGGAAAAUACAGCGGAAGUCGAACAGGAUCAACUGAUAAAUUGGAGGAGGAUCGUAGUGAGAGUCAGAAGCAGCACAAUUUUAUUCGGACUCACUUCAAUCGAGCCACACAGUGUGAUUUUUGCGGGAAAAAGAUUUGGCUAAAGGAUGCUGCGCAGUGCAAGGAAUGCUCCAUGUGUUGCCACAAGAAAUGCAUAACAAAGUGUCAAAAUUCUACCGUCUGUGGCCCAGUAGAUGCCCAGGUGCCAAUAUCUUCGCCACAGCAGACUGUUCAGCCUGAAUUUCGGGUUACCCAACCAUGUGAAGAAGUUAAUGAAGGAGACGAUCCUGAAGAGAUAAAUAGACUGAAAUCCGAUGGACAUCGACAGAGCUUUAGCGAUCUCCUGACCCAGGGCCUUAAACGCGUCAAUUCCGCCAACAACCUUGCCAUCCCGGCAAUUGUAUCCUCCCUUGGGCAGGGCAGUCGAAGUCUCCCGCCUAGUCCGCAGUACACGCCACGGAAGCAGAGUCUCGUCCAGGCUACAAAUCCACUCGCACAGGCAAUUCACAGACUCGAAGCUGCUAGCCUAACUGAUAUCCCUGGAAAGCAAAUGUCGGAGAAAAUUGACGGCAUCGUUGAACCAUUCAGUGGAACACCUCUGGAUGAGAUUAUGACCCUGGCUAAGACAAGUAGUCUCCAACUCUACACGGAACUGGAGCCAGCGAAGCGUGUGGACAAAAUUAAUGAAGUACUGGCAAAGCUGCGCCUAGCACUCGACAUGGAGACCACAACGCAUGCGGAUUUGUCUAUGGCAUCGGCGGAAUUGCGCACAGCUAAAUUAUCGAAAGUGGAGAGCCCGCGUGUGAGCUCAGAUGCAAACCACGGGGGCAAGGGAUCCGACGCCCGGAAAGCGGCAUCGCGGGAAAAAGAAGCCGAAGCGGAAAUGGCGCGAAUUGCUUUCCUCUUGGGUCAAUCGGAGGAACGCGUUCAAGCUCUCAGUGUAAUUAUGUUGCAUCUCUGCUCGGCACUUCAGCACGCCCAGAGUAUUGCUAGCCCGUGAUUUCCAUCGAUUUUUCGCAUUUUGCUUCUGUAGUGUAAAGCACUGCGCGCAAAACUUUUAUCUACAAUCUAACCAAUCUCUAUAUUUAGGGGAAAGUCAUGCACAUGUAACAUUUUAUUCGAAAAAGCAACAAAACUUGCACAAUUUUCAAAAAAAAAAAAUCUCUUGCAACUCUUUGCAUUUUACUUGCUCUAGUGGAGGUUCAUGUAUUUCUCAAAGUUAUAUCCCAAAAAUAUAUUUCAGAGAAAUAUGUUCGGUAUAUAAUAAAAGUAUAGAGAGAGAGGAAAAACAUAUAACUUCGUGCUACUUCGAAUAUAAAACUAAUUGUCAAUUCAGACUUUUUGGUGUUAAUUGAAAGAAAUAUCAAUUAAAAAAAAAAUAAAAUAAAAUUUCCAAAUAAA
Molecule: messenger RNA, 3595 nt
Organism: Lutzomyia longipalpis
Lineage: Eukaryota; Metazoa; Arthropoda; Insecta; Diptera; Psychodidae
Gene: Pdzd8
Product: PDZ domain-containing protein 8
Exons: 6
Coding region: 282-3194 (970 amino acids)
Biological process (GO): mitochondrial calcium ion homeostasis
Cellular component (GO): mitochondria-associated endoplasmic reticulum membrane contact site
Molecular function (GO): lipid binding; protein binding
Source: RefSeq, a predicted model, not a curated record